This is a messenger RNA of Cavenderia fasciculata, 1422 nucleotides long. RefSeq lists its product as uncharacterized. The annotation marks the transcript as partial. The record is from RefSeq and is a predicted model, not a curated record. Gene Ontology annotation, molecular function: methyltransferase activity; protein binding. Lineage: Eukaryota; Evosea; Eumycetozoa; Acytosteliales; Cavenderiaceae. The transcript has a single exon.
AGAGUUAAGAUGGAAUUACAUCAUUCAAUACCAGGAGUAGUAACAAAGAGAUAUAUUUCAGAGACAAAGGGAAGAGGAGUAUUCACUGAAAAGUCAUUCUCGAGUGGAGAGGUUAUAUUUUCAGAGGCACCUUUGUUCUCGGUGCAACACGUCUACAAUAGAACGACCGCAUGGACAUGUGCUCAUUGUUUUAGAUUCUUGGGAUCGCUCAACAAACAACUCAACCAUUACAGACGUGUGUUUAAGCUCGUCGGGGACAAGGCCGGCGACUUUAUCGAGACCGAUCAGAACCCAUACGACUACUCGACUGGCGUAGUGAGCUGUUUUGCCAAGUGCGGUGAAAAGUACUGUUCGGAGCAAUGCAGAGAGACGGCAUUCAACCGUCACCACCAGUUGUUGUGCGUGGGUGGCGAUUCCGAUGAAUCGAGUCCCCUCUACAAGUUCAAGUUGCAUGCCAUCGACUCGAACGAACUCUUCUUUUUGGGUGGUCAGAUUAUCGCAUCGCUCGUGUCGCGUGUGAUGACUGCCAACGACCCCAAUCUCGCAUCUGUCAUUUGUCAAGAGUUUCUCAAGCAAUACUGUCACCGUGCAUGGUGGGAGGUGCGUAUUGACGACAACUUUACAGAGCAAGAGGCACGUACUUGGUCGGCCGAAUCACUCGACCUGCUCAGAAAGUAUCUCUACCCCAUCCUCACAUCGCACCCCCUCACCAACAACCAAACAUUCAUCGAGACCCUCCUCUCGAUGGAAUUCUACUCACAUAUCCUCGGCAUGCUCGAGAUGAACGACAACUCGAUCGGAUUCUCUCAUCCACUCGAAAAGUUCCGUCGCCAUAUCGACGAUACCAACAAGCCCGUCCCCGAGCAAUUCCGUGCACACAGUCAAAACGCAAUGAAAAAGGUAGUCGAAGCAUUACGUCAAUACCACGCUGAAAAUGAAGAUGAUUGCGAUGAUGAAGAAUGUAAUCAUCAAGAUCAUGAUAUGGCCGAUGGAAAUGGACAUGCUCAUGGACACGCUCAUGGUCACGGUCAUGGACACUCAGGAAUGGAUACUGAAGAAGAGGAAGAAAUGAGAGAGAUGGAAUCUGAACAAAAGAUGAAUGAUAUGGAGGAUGACGACGACGAAGACUAUGAUGUAUUCCCAUCGUUUGAUGGAUUUGGUAUGUUUGGUCUACAAGCAAUGAUCAAUCAUUCCUGUGAACCAAACUGUCUUGUUGUGUUUGACAAUGGCUCGAAUUUCGCACACAUCAAAGCAUUGCGCGAUAUCCAAGCAGGCGAAGAGCUUUACCAUUCAUACAUUGACGAAAAUACCCCAUUCGAAGAAAGAGAGCAAGAGUUGAUCACUUAUGGUUUCAAAUGUAUUUGCAGAAAAUGUGUUUCAGAGAGACCAAUCACGAAUAAUAAUAAUACAACACAACAAUAA